Molecule: messenger RNA, 1273 nt
Organism: Pecten maximus
Lineage: Eukaryota; Metazoa; Mollusca; Bivalvia; Pectinida; Pectinidae
Exons: 7
Coding region: 165-956 (263 amino acids)
Cellular component (GO): trans-Golgi network
Source: RefSeq, a predicted model, not a curated record
AGUGUGUAUAGGUGUGGGUCGUACUUAAAUAUCUGAUUAUAUCGAUAACACAUCAUAUGACACCGCAGUGUAGUGUGUAAGAAAUAGUUUAAUGAUGUAUAAAAAUUCGUGAAAGAUAUUAAUCGUGAUCUUUCUAAAAAAAAAAAAAACUUUUAUUUUACAAAAUGUCUGGAUUAACUUUCGUGGACAUUUGUUGUUUUACACUGUUUUCGCUGCUGUUGUUGGAGAGUGACAUCGUCUCUGCUUUCGAUUGCGUGAAGACAGGACCAUGCCAGUGUCAGUUAAACGAUGGGACGGUCAUUGAUCUAUCUCCUCUGUCCAGCAGUGAUGUCAAUAAUCCUAAAUUCAUGGACCUACCUGGACCUACUACAACUGAUCUGUAUUCAUGGAAUCCCUGUGCAGACUUCUCGGAAGGACCAGAUAAUUGUCAAAACGUAGCGGUUUGUAAUAUCCACCAAAACUUACCAGACGCCUCUUACUUCAGUCUCGGAACUACUGACUCGGUAACAUAUACCACCGAUGAUAUUGGAGCGGUGACAAUAUCAUACCAAUAUUCACAAAGUGGCGCAGCACAACGCAACUCACAUAUCCUAUUGUCAUGUGACCAAUCCCAGGAAGGAACAUUUACAGCUCAAGGGCCAUUACCAGACCCUACCAGUCCCGAUUAUUACUUUGCACUGACAAGUAAAUAUGCUUGUGCAAGUAAGCCUGGUGGUGGUGGCGGCGGCGGCAGCGGUGGGGUGUCUGCCGGAACCAUCAUAUGCAUUGGUGUUUUCGCCAUAGCCAUUGUAUAUGUGACUGUCGGUAUCUCAAUCAACGUUUUCUAUAGAAAGCAUAUCGGUGUAGAAAGACUUCCCAAUGUCACGUUCUGGAUGGCGAUACCAGGCCUUAUCCGAGAUGGUUGUAAAUUCAUACUCACAUGCGGAAGGAAAUCGACGGUUUAUGAUAAAAUAUAGCAAUUCCACAUACAAUAUAUGAAAGUGAAAUUGUGAAUAGAGCUUACGUUCUCAAAAUUAAUCAUGAACAUGUUGUUCAUCAACACAAAAUCAAUAAUACCGGUCUGAGAACCUCAUCCCUCUUCUUGCUGAACGUGAGAAGUAUAUGUGAACCACAUAAUGCCUGGAUUCCGUCCUCUCAGAAACUUGGAUUCUUCAAUGGACCAGUUCACCAUUAGUGUGUAUUUUGAAUGAAGUUUGUGGACUUUCAAUGAUGGAAAAUAUUCUUUGAAUGAAUGACAGAUGAAAUUGUUUAAAUAUAUAUUGGUCAUAAUUGA